Molecule: messenger RNA, 1760 nt
Organism: Apus apus (common swift)
Lineage: Eukaryota; Metazoa; Chordata; Aves; Apodiformes; Apodidae
Gene: CLP1
Product: cleavage factor polyribonucleotide kinase subunit 1
Exons: 2
Coding region: 355-1632 (425 amino acids)
Biological process (GO): tRNA splicing, via endonucleolytic cleavage and ligation
Cellular component (GO): mRNA cleavage factor complex; nucleus
Molecular function (GO): polynucleotide 5'-hydroxyl-kinase activity
Source: RefSeq, a predicted model, not a curated record
UCUCCCUGGCGGCCUCGCGCCGCUACCAUGGCAACGCCCUCCCCCCGCCCGCCGCACCGGCGCGUCUCUCUGACAUCACUUCCGGCGCAGCUUCGCUGGCCCGGAAGCGCGGCGGGGGCUCCGGUAGGUGCGGGAGGGAGCGGGGGGGGGGGCACCGGCGGGCGGCAUCGCAGCGGGCUGAGGGCGGGCGGGCCGGGACCCGCACGGGUGGCGAGGGACAGAGCCGGGGGGGCCCAGAACCCGCAGCGGGCGGGGGCGGUGCGGGGCAGGCCCCGGGGGCGGCGCGGAUAGCAGGCCCCGCCCCGCCCCGCCGCCCCCAGCCCCCAGCCCCGCGGCCGGGCCCCGCGUCACGCCAUGGCGGAGGACGGCGGGGAGGAGAAGAAGCAGGUGGCCAAGUUCGAGCUGGAGCGGGAGACAGAGCUGCGGUUCGAGGUGGAGGCCUCGCAGACGGUGCAGCUGGAGCUCCUGACCGGCAUGGCCGAGGUGUUCGGCACCGAGCUCACCCGAAACAAGAAGUUCACCUUCGACGCGGGCGCCAAGGUGGCCGUGUUCACCUGGCACGGCUGCACCGUGCAGCUGAGCGGCCGCACCGAGGUGGCCUACGUCUCCAAGGACACGCCCAUGCUGCUGUACCUCAACACCCACACGGCCCUGGAGCAGAUGCGGCGCCAGGCGGAGCGGGAGGAUGAGCGGGGCCCGCGGGUCAUGGUGGUGGGCCCCACUGAUGUGGGCAAGUCCACUGUCUGCCGCCUGCUGCUCAACUACGCCGUGAGGCUGGGCCGCCGGCCCACCUUUGUGGAGCUGGACGUGGGCCAGGGCUCUGUCUCCAUCCCUGGAACCAUGGGAGCGCUCUACAUUGAGCGGCCGGCUGACGUGGAGGAGGGAUUCUCCCUCCAGGCCCCUCUCGUCUACCACUUCGGCUCCACCACGCCUGGCACCAACAUCAAGCUCUACAACAAGAUCACGUCCCGGCUGGCCGAGGUGUUCAACCAGCGGUGCGAGGUGAACCGCCGCGCCUGCGCCAGCGGCUGCGUCAUCAACACCUGCGGCUGGGUGAAGGGCUCGGGCUACCAGGCGCUGGUGCACGCCGCCUCCGCCUUCGAGGUGGACGUGGUGGUGGUGCUGGACCAGGAGCGCCUCUACAACGAGCUGAAGAGGGACCUGCCCCACUUCGUGCGCACCGUCCUGCUGCCCAAGUCCGGGGGGGUGGUGGAGCGCUCCAAGGACUUCCGCCGGGAGUGCCGGGACGACCGCAUCCGCGAGUACUUCUACGGCUUCCGCGGCUGCUUCUACCCGCACGCCUUCGACGUCAAGUUCUCCGACGUCAAGAUCUACAAGGUGGGGGCUCCCACCAUCCCCGACUCCUGCCUGCCCCUCGGCAUGUCCCAGGAGGACAACCAGCUGAAGCUGGUGCCGGUGACGCCGGGGCGGGACAUGGUGCACCACCUGCUCAGCCUCAGCACUGCCGACGGCCCCGACGACAACAUCUCGGAGACCAGCGUGGCCGGGUUCAUCGUGGUCACCGGCGUCGACCUGGAGCGCCAGGUCUUCACCGUCCUGUCCCCCGCCCCGCGGCCCCUGCCCAAGAGCUUCCUCCUCAUCAUGGACAUCCGCUUCAUGGACCUCAAAUGACGGGGCAGAGGCUCUCCCGAACCCUCACCUGCCGGCCCCCGGCUCAGUCCCCGCUCCCGCAGGACCCCCCACCGGGGCCCCCCUCUCGGUUUUACCCGUUUUGUACCGUUUUUUAUUAAAUCUCGAGG